Messenger RNA from Neoarius graeffei (lesser salmon catfish), 1712 nucleotides. RefSeq names its product potassium inwardly rectifying channel subfamily J member 3a (gene kcnj3a). The transcript has 4 exons. Gene Ontology annotation, molecular function: G-protein activated inward rectifier potassium channel activity. Bases 71 to 1564 code for a protein of 497 amino acids. The record is from RefSeq and is a predicted model, not a curated record. Gene Ontology annotation, biological process: potassium ion import across plasma membrane; regulation of monoatomic ion transmembrane transport. Lineage: Eukaryota; Metazoa; Chordata; Actinopteri; Siluriformes; Ariidae. Gene Ontology annotation, cellular component: plasma membrane.
AGUUUCCUGUGAGCUCUGUAUUGACUGACCUGCGGGCGCAGAAGAUCCGGAUGCUCACACACACGCUAGCAUGUCCGCACUUAGGAAAAAAUUUGGCGACGAUUACCAAAUAGUGACCACUUCAUCCAGCGGCUCGGGCUUCGGCCAGGCGGCUCCAGAGCGCAAGCGGAAACGGCAGCGCUUUGUGGAUAAGAACGGCCGCUGUAACGUGCAGCACGGUAACCUGGGCGGAGAAACCAGCCGCUACCUGUCCGACCUGUUCACCACUCUGGUGGACCUGAAAUGGCGCUGGAACCUGUUCAUAUUCAUCCUGACCUACACGGUGGCGUGGCUCUUCAUGGCCUUCAUGUGGUGGUUGAUCGCGUACGCGCGCGGAGACCUGAGCCGAGCGCACGAUGACAAGUACACACCGUGCGUGGCCAACGUGUACAACUUCCCCUCAGCCUUCCUCUUCUUCAUUGAGACCGAGGCCACGAUCGGCUACGGCUACAGGUACAUAACGGACAAGUGUCCCGAGGGCAUCAUUCUGUUCCUCUUUCAGUCCAUCCUCGGCUCCAUCGUGGACGCGUUUCUAAUAGGCUGCAUGUUCAUUAAGAUGUCGCAGCCCAAGAAAAGGGCUGAGACCCUGAUGUUCAGCGAGCACGCAGUCAUCUCCAUGCGGGACGGAAAACUCACACUCAUGUUCAGGGUCGGAAACCUGCGCAACAGCCACAUGGUUUCAGCCCAGAUCCGCUGCAAACUGCUCAAAUCUCGGCAGACCCCUGAAGGUGAGUUUCUCCCUCUAGAUCAGUUGGAGCUAGAUGUGGGUUUCAGCACUGGGGCAGAUCAGCUCUUCUUGGUGUCUCCUCUCACCAUCUGUCAUGUGAUCGACAGUAAAAGCCCCUUUUAUGAGCUCUCCCAGCGCUCCAUGCAAACCGAGCAGUUUGAAAUAGUGGUAAUCCUGGAAGGAAUUGUGGAAACCACAGGUAUGACUUGCCAAGCGAGGACGUCAUACACGGAAGAUGAGGUGCUAUGGGGCCAUCGGUUCUUCCCUGUUAUCUCUCUGGAGGAGGGAUUCUUCAAGGUGGACUACUCUCAGUUCCAUGCCACGUUUGAGGUCCCCACACCACCCUAUAGUGUAAAAGAGCAGGAUGAGGCCCUGCUCAUGUCCUCUCCACUCACAGCUCCAUCAUUGUGUAACAGUGGUGACAAGAACAACUCUCUGGACUGUCUGGAGCUUUUGGAGGAUGUGGAGACAACCACCAAGCUCCCAGCUAAGCUGCAGAAGAUGACAGGACGUGAUGGGCUGCCAAGGAAGCUGCUCCGAAUGAGUUCCACUACAUCAGAGAUGACCUACAGCCUAGGAGACCUGUCCACAAAGCUGCAACGUAUAAGCUCUGUGCCAGGUGUCUCUGAAGAAAAGAACGUAUCCAGGAGUGCCAAAAUAAAUGCUGAGCCCAUCAGCCAAUCAGUGGCAGAUUUGCCUCCCAAGCUGCAGCGAUUGGCAGGGGGAGGGGGUGGAGGACGUAUGGACGGACAUUUGCCACCCAAAUUACGAAAGAUGAACUCGGAUCGCUUCACAUAGAUGAAACAAGCAACCACACACAUAUACUAUAAUUCUCCCUUAGGCUUGCUAGCAUGGACAGAAUCUUACGCCUAGCGUACCUAUAAAUAAGACAACUUUAAUAAAGCACAUUUGUGGAGAUUUGUGGGUAGACAUGCAGCAAGCGAAU